Molecule: messenger RNA, 1818 nt
Organism: Scatophagus argus
Lineage: Eukaryota; Metazoa; Chordata; Actinopteri; Scatophagidae
Gene: mrpl44
Product: mitochondrial ribosomal protein L44
Exons: 4
Coding region: 90-1088 (332 amino acids)
Biological process (GO): RNA processing
Molecular function (GO): ribonuclease III activity; double-stranded RNA binding
Source: RefSeq, a predicted model, not a curated record
UAGGACCUGUUUGCCUGUCAUGGCAGGAUGUAGUUUCUUGUUGUGUGUCGGACAGUUUUAACCGUUGCACUCCACUGUCAGUCAACGACAUGGCGUCCGGGUACAUACUGAAUCGUGGCGCGUUAACAUUAGGAAUUCAUUGUCAGCGUGUUUGCAGAAACAUAUCAUUAUCCCAGGUUAGAGAGAAAAAGCGAUGGAUGAAAGCAUACACGCUCCUCAUGGCAAAGAAGUUACAGCUUGAAGGACCUCCACCACCGAAGCCACGCUCUCAGCAACCUAACUGGGACUACCAUGCUGAGGUUCAGGCUUUCAGCAUCCGCCUUCAUGAGAACUUCUCCUUGGAGCUACUGAAAAUAGCCUUCAUCAAUCCCUGUUACUUGCAGGCAGAGCAAGAGAAGAGACAAGAGUUAGGCAUGAACUCUGAGACCACCGCUCUUGCUCUGAAAGAUAACAUUCAGCUGAGUGAAAAGGGAGUGGGUUUCACCAAAGGCUUCCUGACUGACUGGUGCAGGGCCAACUUCCCAGGUCUCCCGAGCGAAGGGGUGGAAAGUAUCGUAGGACACCUCACAAGUUCAGCACUUGUGGCCCAUGUAGCAAGAAAUCUCGGCAUUGAAGAGCUUACCAUGAGUGCAGAAUACCCCAUUGGUGAUGAUGUGCUUUAUUCUACAUUUAUGGCAGUGAUUGGAGCUCUACAGGAGAGCAGUGGAGCAGAGCGGACUGGAUUUUUCCUCAGGGAUUUCCUGGUCUCUCAUUUGAUAGGGAAGGAUCUGUUUGAUAUGUGGACAGUUGUCAACCCCAUGGGACUACUAGUGGAGGAGCUUACUAAGAGGAAUGUUCCUCUGCCAGAGCCUCGCCUCAUCAGGUCUGCUGGAGCCAGUACUGUCCUGCCAUUAUACUUUGUCGGCUUAUACAGCGACAAGAAGCUUCUGGCUCAGGGUCCUGGAGAAACUCUUCUGGCAGCCGAGGAAGAGGCAGCCCGUGUGGCCCUCCGGAAAAUCUAUGGCUACACAGAGAACCGCAGACCCUUUGACUUCUCACCACCACAACAGCAUGCGAAACCAUUAAUUCAGUCAGUCAGCAGUGGUUAAUGAAGUGACGUCUCGUAUUCUCUGGACUACAGACAUCCAUGGAGAAAAGAAAAGAAAAUAAGGUCAAGAUGUACCUUAUUAAACAUCAGUCCAACAGUGGUCAGUGAGAUGUCAGUUACCCCACAUAAAUAAAAACUAAAGAAGCCUUACUGUCCAAAUAAAAACUAUGACUGCUGUGUAAAAUCGAGGCUUCCAUGGACUAAGCUAUUCGAAUAAAUUUAAUAAAGUCUUCAAGAGUGAAGUUCACUGGUUCCAUAGUUUUCCUUGGCUAAUAACGCCAAGGUUUAGUAGUCCAUGGCACAAAAUAGCCCUGAUAGCUAUUUGUCCCUUGCAAUUAAAGCAAUUGCCAUUUGGUUAACUGUUUUCUGCUAUAUUAUUUGUCUGUAAUAAAAGUAAUAAUUAUAUGUACAUUAUGAUUUUAUUCAUUUUUUGAUUAUAAUUAUUUUCUUUCAUAUUAUUACAUAUGCUUUUAUGAAAAUGAGUGUAUUGAUAUAAACUUGAUAUCUACAUUUUUUUCUGACAUUUUACAAGAUACCUUACUGGGUUUCCUCUGUAUGUUGCUGCUUGGAAGAUUGAAGAAGUAUUUCCAUACAAAUUUUUAAUCAAGUCAUUUAUAUGGUGGAUGGAAAUGUCUUUCACGCAUGAAACUAGUUGAGUUCAUGUUCUCCACCUGCUCAGACUAUAAAGAAAUAAAUUCAUCCGCCGGUAUUCAUUAAAGUGGGAAAAAGGG